Messenger RNA from Rubroshorea leprosula, 729 nucleotides. NCBI's taxonomy places the organism in Eukaryota, Viridiplantae, Streptophyta, Magnoliopsida, Malvales, Dipterocarpaceae. The record is from the annotation of a GenBank genome assembly.
CUCAUCAAUGUCUAUCCAACUUUUAACUAGUCUAAAUUUUGGCAAUGUAUCAGUUCUCCAUUGCCUUCUUCCAGUUCCUGAUGGUGCGAAGCGGUUGUUCUUCCAUAUCCAACAUGCCUACUAUCCUCUCGAAGGUAACAGAUCUCCCACCAGAGAUCCAAACGACCAUCACCAAGAAGGCGCUGGCAUCAUUGGCGAAAGAUCAGAUGACUCAGUUUGAAGCUGUCUUCCAUAGACGCCAUGGAGAUCAGGAUGCAAGUGGAUUCAUAGUGGCGAUUUGCAGCAAGAAACUCCAUCUUACUUCCAAAGGCGUGGUGGAGUACCACCCUCGGAUUUUUGAGAUAAUACCUCUUUUACACUCUAUGUACACUACUCUGUCCAGUAUGACCUUCUUCGGCAUGAUCUCCAGUAGAAGCUUUAGGUUGCAAACAACAAUUGGUAUCGCUACCGAUCAGAGUGGGAUGCGUGUGAGAAGCGUGCACCGUGGAAUAAGUUUGAUCCGGAGCACAAUGCCAGAACUAGGUGAAUCUUCCGAGCUUGGUACAAGUCCUUGAAUGUGUUUAGUUUACAGGGUAUGUUACAGAUUUCUCCUAUGGCAAGAACUUGGGAGAUAAAGUGCAAGAGGUUGUCAUCUAUAAGUGAACGUAUGUCAACCUCCCUUCCUAGCGUAGUUCAUCGACCCCCAAGUUGGAUGCCAAGUCAGGGUUCUAAUGAAGAUGAUUGAGGUUA